Biomphalaria glabrata is the source of this 900-nucleotide messenger RNA. Its product is annotated as NTF2-related export protein 2. Gene Ontology annotation, biological process: protein import into nucleus. The coding region runs from base 461 to 880 and encodes 139 amino acids. The transcript has 4 exons. Lineage: Eukaryota; Metazoa; Mollusca; Gastropoda; Planorbidae. Gene Ontology annotation, cellular component: nuclear pore central transport channel. The record is from RefSeq and is a predicted model, not a curated record.
AGAUCAAUGUUUACAUUCACGCACCGGCGUCUACUCCAAAUUUACCUGAAUUUUUUAGUAUAGAUUUUAGAAUCUAAUCUAUUAUCUAGAUCUAGUCUAGAUCUAUAGGUCUAGAUUAUAUUCUUGUAUUGUAGAUCUAGACUUAUCAUUGAAUCCGUUUAGAUUUAGAGUCCACUGUUCAAUCGUGAGUCGAUUGCUCACCGAUUCGCAGGCCGAGUUACCAACCAGAGUUGACUAGUGUCUUAGAGUGUCUAGAGUCUAGUGACUCUAGUGACACUCUAGUCUGAACCAGCAGGCAUUGCCAGCAACUCAACUGACAACACUUACACUGUGCAGUGUUGCAGCUCAACACAGUGAAGAUUGAACCUGAAUAAAAUCCUUUUUGAUUAUUUAAAUGUGCUGCUUAUAUCAACUUAUUUGACCGAAGGACGUUACAACCCAAUAAUUGCAAUUUAAAAAAAUGCUUGCUGAGGAUAUCAAGGCAAAAAGCUUUCAGGCAACAAUUGCAGCUGGUGAAUUCUCUAAACUUUACUUUGAAACUUUUGACAAGAGAAGACAGGCUAUCAUUAAAAUGUAUCAGGAGAAGGCAACUUUAGUGUGGAAUGGCCAUUACGUUUCUGGUGCUGAUGAAAUAAUGAAAUUUUUUGACAAACUUCCACAGUCAGAAUACACUGUCGAAGGCAUGGACACCCAGCCGAUUUUAGCAGACACAGUAAGUAAAGGGAUCAACUCAAUCAUUGUAACAGUCUUUGGAAAAGUCAAGUUCAAAGAAUCGGAAAAGAAAGUACCAGAGAGCAAAGUCUUUGCGCAAACAUUUAUAUUAUCAGCUCAUGACAACAAAUGGAAAAUUGACAGUGAUAACAUGAGGUUUAUGGAUUAAUAAAACACAUGUACAUAGUC